GCCGCCCCGAGGCCGCGGCGAGGGGCGGGCGGGCGGGCGGUGCCUCGGCCGGGGCCCGCAGGCUGCCGGCCCGGCGCGGUCCCUCCUGCCCGGGCUGAUGGGAGUUGUGGUCCGCGGCGGCGGGAGCGAAGCGGAGCGGAGCGGCGGGGAGCGGCGCGGCGGCCCCGCACGGCGCGGUGCGGGCAGCAGAGCCUCCCUCCAGCGCUGCCUCUCAGGAUGAUGGUCCCGGGACCACCGGUGGGGACCCUCUGGGCACGUCACUGCUGACCCCCCGGCCCUUCCCGGGCGCUGCUGCUGCUGCUGCUGCCCGUGCUGGGCUCCCGCGCGUGCAGGGCAGAGCCGCAGCCCCGCUUCCCCAUGGCAGCCCCAGCGCCACUGCAUGGUGUGGGUGCCCCCGAGGCCCUCGAGCACUGACCGCCGGGCCCCGCUGCGCACCCCUGCGCCCCGCUGCACCACCAUGUCCAUGGAGUGGCUGCUGGACUGGAGCUGGUCCCUGGACGGGCUCCGGGAUUUCAUCGCCACUGGCAUCCAGUCUUUCCGGGAUUGCGACGCCACGGCCCUGGCCGCGGUCGCCUGCCUGCUGGUGCUCUUCAUGUGGUACUGCUACCACGUGGGGCGGGAGCAGCCCCGCGCCUACGCCACCGUCAACGCCCUGAUGCAGAGCGCCGAGGCCAACGGCGUGCAGAACGGGUUCGUGUACUGCCACUCGCCCGAGUGCGCGCGCUGCACGCACCACGACGGCCUCAACCAGAAACUCUACCACAACCUGCAGGAGUACGCCAAGCGCUACUCCUGGUCCGGCAUGGGCAGGAUCCACAAGGGCAUCCGCGAGCAGGGCCGCUACCUCAACAGCCGUCCGUCCAUCCAGAAGCCAGAGGUCUUCUUCUUGCCGGACUUGCCCACCAUGCCCUAUUUCUCCCGGGACGCUCAAAAGCACGACGUGGAGUUGCUGGAGCGCAACUUCCAGACCAUCCUGUGCGAGUUUGAGACCCUCUACAAAGCUUUCUCAAACUGCAGCCUCCCGCAAGGAUGGAAAAUGAACAGCACGCCCAGCGGGGAGUGGUUCACCUUCUACCUGGUGAACCAGGGCAUGUGCGUGCCCAGGAACUGCAGGAGAUGCCCACGGACGUACCGCUUGCUCGGGAGCCUUCGCACCUGCAUUGGCAACAAUGUCUUUGGGAACGCGUGCAUCUCCGUGCUGAGCCCGGGCACCGUCAUCGCCGAGCACUACGGACCCACCAACAUCCGCAUCCGCUGCCACCUGGGUCUGAAGACACCCAGUAACUGCGAGCUGGUGGUGGGGGGUGAGCCCCAGUGCUGGGCUGAGGGCCGCUGCCUGCUCUUCGACGACUCCUUCCUGCACACGGCGUUCCAUGAAGGUCCCCCGGAGGAGGGUCCCCGCGUGAUCUUCAUGGUGGACCUGUGGCACCCCAACGUCGCCGCCGCCGAGCGCCAAGCCCUCGACUUCAUCUUUGCGCCGGGACGAUGACGGCGCCGGCCGGGGCGGUGGGUUCAAGGGCGGCCGGGCCAGCUCGGCGCCGGCACCGGCUGGGAGCUGCCUCCCGGCGCGCGGCCUCGGGGGCCUCGCUCCCGCGGGCUCUUGUAAAUGGAAACUGCGACGUGUAUCCGCGCCCAUCCUUCCCCUCCAUCGUUGGCUUCAGGGAUUCUUUUCCGCCGUGAGAGCGCAUCGCCUUCCCUCCGUGGUUUAGCUGCAGCACCACUCUCCUACGUGUUAUGUUGCUACUGUGUUUUGCGGUGUUCAGAAGUAGAGUAACAAAGCCAAGGGUGUUCGUUUGAAUGUGAUGAUGUAAAACUUCUCGUGGCCAUCAAACAAAAACCCAACACGCACACACACCAAAACAGCAAACCAGGCACCAGCCCAGCCCUGGCCUGGCCACAGUCCCCGGGUGGAUGGACGGAUACUGAGGGCUACAGGGGUCAUAAGGCACUCCCCUGGGCAGGGGCUGCUCAGCCUGGGGUGGAUGGGGCAGUCACCAUGACCCCCAGGGCUCCUGCUUCCUCCUCCUCACAUGGAGUCUUGCUCCUCAAUCUGAACCGAGGGUGUUAUCAAUUACCUAAAUCCCUUCCUCGCUUUAUCUGCAACCUUCGGCUGUCACAGAUGGAGCUGGGAAGCCCCUGCAGGGGCAGGAUGCUGUUUGGAAUGUGGAGCAGGGCUUUUGUUUGUCCAUAGACUAAGGCUGGGGAAGAAAGGAGAUCAGCUUCCUUCUGCUGCUCCAUCUUCUGCUUUCCUCAAGCCAGAAUGAGCAUACAGAGGCAGCUCACACAGACCUGACAGCAAAGGAAAGGUUUCCAAAGGCAGAGGCCCCAGUGUCCUGGGCACCCACCAACCAACAUGCUUCUCCCAAAGUCCCCCAGCACCCGGGGUGUGUUUGGGGGUCUCGGGGUAUGGAGCCACCACAGGGUUUAUAACACAGCACCCCUGAAGCAGCCUGCGAUGCUCACCCCAUCCUGCGCCUCUGCCCGGGAGGCGGCUCCAGGACCCUGCGGGGAGGGAACGCAGCCCCUUCCCAACACGGUUUCUUUGCAGGUUUUUCAGUGAUUGGAUGCAGGAUAAGGCAAAGAUUUCAAAUACAUCCGGGAUGUUUUUUACACCUGUCUUGUUACAGACUAUCUGAUGUGCAUGAUUUCUACACGCAUCGACUGCCCGGCCCCAGACCCUGCGGGAGCCGGUCACUGGCUUAGGGUUUGGGACCAUUCAUACAGUGGUGGAUAAGCAAAGAUUAUCAAUAAACAGUUGUGCUGAAA
Messenger RNA from Strigops habroptila (Kakapo), 2766 nucleotides. RefSeq names its product aspartate beta-hydroxylase domain containing 2 (gene ASPHD2). The transcript is spliced from 4 exons. The coding region runs from base 380 to 1489 and encodes 369 amino acids. NCBI's taxonomy places the organism in Eukaryota, Metazoa, Chordata, Aves, Psittaciformes, Psittacidae. The record is from RefSeq and is a predicted model, not a curated record.